GUUUAGAAUUAAUAGACUCAUAAUAACUGCAAUACAGCGGAACAUUGCCCAAGAGAAAAUGCAGAAUUUUGUUAAUUUAUGAAGAAAUAUUAUUUCUAUUAGCAUUGGGCGUUGUGUUCAUCUUUCUGCGUCGUCUAAUCGUCACACUACGAAAACUCUGGAAUCACAGAAAACGCUCUGUAUUAACGCCGUUGUUUCAACCCGUUAUUUGGCCGUUAGUGUCGUCGUUCGUGAACGUCAAUCUCGUAAUCGUCAUAUUUCCGACGACACUGUGACCAGGUAGCGUUUGACAGGAGGCUGUCCUUGGCUAGCCGGGCUAGCUUGAGCGAGCUAAACAACGAAAACAAACCCUCUGCAUUGACUGUGUAUGAAGUUGUUGGUCCCGUGUUUGUGUGGCCCCCUGCCCCCCUCAGGUCAGAGCUGAGGGUUGGGGUCAGGUAGUGGGCUAAUGUCAAACAGUCCUGGUGAAGAGGGGGGUCUGUCUCAGGCUGCCCCAAACGUCAACACCCAAGACCAGUUUGACAACCCCACUCAGACUGUGGUAACAGGGAACACGCCUGCAGAUCAGCUGUCGCCUGCAGUGGAUGAGGCCUCUCCCUCUUCCACCUCCUCCUUUGAGAUGCUUGACAUGGAGUCGGUCCCAGCUCCUUAUCAAGAAGUCCAGCCUCACUGGUUCUUCUGUCGACGGGCUGAUGACAACACCUCCUGGCUCCCUUUCAGCAGAGAAGACUCUGACAAACUAGAGAAUGCCUACAACACUGUAGGAGAUGAGGAGGAGGAUGAGGUUGUAGUAGCUGUGGAUGGAGAGCGAUAUGACAUACGUGUUAAGGAGAGGAAGCGUUAUGCUGUUUACUGGGAGCAAGGUCCCACUGAAGUCCGUCGCUGUACCUGGUUCUAUAAAGGAGAUAAAGACACCAGGUUCAUGCCUUACCCUGAGGACUUCAGCAAGAGUCUGGAGGAGGCCUAUAUGAUAGCAGUGACCUUGGAUGAAUGGAAAAGGAAACUGGAGUUUCCCACCGGAGAGACAGUCAUCUUACACAAUCCCAAGCUGAUAAUGCAGUAUCAGCCAAUAGGAUUACAGGAUGAGUGGGUGUCCUCCCCCUCGGAGCAGGCCCGGCCUCGAACAGUCAAGAGGGGAGUGGACAACAUCUCUGUAGAAAUACCUGAUGGUGAACCAGAAAAGGUGGACCACCUUGUCUUCAUGGUUCAUGGCAUCGGCCCUGCAUGUGACUUGCGCUUCCGAUCCAUCAUACAGUGUGUAAAUGACUUCAGGAGUGCUUCCCUGUCCCUCCUGGCCUCUCAUUAUAAGCGUGCUCAGCAGGAUGGCCAGAUAGGAAGAGUGGAGUUCCUCCCAGUCAACUGGCACAGCGCUCUACACGGGGAUGCCACUGGUGUGGACGAGGACAUCCAGAGGAUCACUUUACCCAGCAUCAGCAGGCUGAGGCAUUUCACCAACGACACUCUGCUGGACCUGUUUUUCUAUAAUAGCCCCACCUAUUGCCAGACCAUAGUGGACACAGUGGCCUCAGAGAUCAACAAGCUCCACACCCUCUUUAAACAGAGACACUCAGACUUCAAUGGGGCAGUCUCUGUAGUGGGCCAUAGCCUGGGUUCGCUGAUCCUUUUUGACCUGCUAACCAAUCAGAGGACUGGAUCAGAAGCCAGAGACGGGGUGCCGUCUGAUGAGCCAUUUCAUCUGAACUGUGACACCCUGGAGCAGACCCUGACCAGACUGGGCCUGCAGCAAUACCUGGAUACGCUACAGGCAGAAAACCUAGACCUGGAAUCACUGGCUCUUUGCCAAGACAGUGAUCUCAAAGAUUUAGGAAUUCCUCUUGGACCUCGGAAGAAGAUCUUAAACUAUGUCAGGAGGAAAUGGAUUCCAGAGGACUGUAAGGCAAGGAUAGUACGCCUGCCACCAGGUUUGCAAGUUGCACCUCAAGUGACCAACGAUCAUGAUGGUAACAAGUCUUCAGGACUGACGAUGCAGCAGUCCCAGUUCCACAGGGCACAGUCUGUCACCAGUGCUGUCGACUAUGAAUACUUUGACGUGGGCAUCGGACAGGUAUCCAUUGAUUACCCACAGCUUGCUUUCCAUCCUCAAACAUUUUUUGCCUUUGGCUCUCCUAUUGGAAUGUUCCUGACCGUCCGUGGACUUAAACACAUCGAUCCCAACUACUGCUUUCCAACCUGCAAGAGCUUUUACAACAUCUACCACCCGUAUGAUCCUGUGGCCUAUCGGAUAGAGCCCAUGAUUGUAACAGAGGUGGAUCUGGAGCCUAUGCUGAUCCCUCACCAUAAAGGCCGCAAGAGAAUGCACCUAGAACUAAAGGACAGCUUGACCCGAAUGAGCAUGGAUUUAAAGAACAACGUUUUAGGGUCCUUACGGACGGCAUGGCAGUCCUUUUCCAGAUUACCAGUUGCUGCACUGCCCCCGGUGGAUGAAGGAGAAACUACGAUAGAGAGAGACUGUCAAGAGACCCAGGCCUCAGCUGCAGUCACUGCUUCUGCUAAGAGGGAAGAGAAAAGUGCUGAUUUUUGGACUAAAAUACUGGAGUGGCCCAGGGCCCUUCAUAAGCAUUACUUCCAAGCAGCGAGUGAGGAGGCAGAGUCCUCAGUGUCCGCAGAGCAGACAGAGCAGCCUGAGAUUAAAGUGGGGAUGUUGAAUGGAGGACGAAGGAUCGACUAUGUACUUCAGGAAAAACCCAUCGAGAGCUUCAACGAGUACCUGUUUGCCAUCCAGUCUCAUCUGUGUUACUGGGAAUCUGAGGAUACAGCUCUCCUGCUGCUGAAGGAGAUCUACGACAAGCUAGGUGUGGCCUUUGACCAGCCACAGCAGUGAUAAAGUUUAACGAAUGUAGACUUGCUUUUUUAACACGACAGUACUCUGAAAGUGAGAAAAUGAAGGACAGCUGUCGGAACCAGAGGCCGCACAAUCCUCCUCCAGAAUGCCUUACCGUCUGGGUGUUACCUGACUGCCCCGCCCUCUCAGCCCUCGACAAUGGAGACUGUUUGGCGGCAGUCAGGUGAUCUUGGUUCAGAUAUGCCAGUCAUCUUUCAUCUAAGGUAGCGGUGGCUUCUUGGUGUUGCCUUGACUCACGCUGCAGGACUGGGUUUGGUGUCUGAUAGUUAUUUCAAAUCCACCCAAACAUCACUGUCAUGCUCCUGGUCGCACUUUUCUGUCUUUUCUUUGAGUCAGUCUUUACUUUGCAUUUUCACUUUACAACAGUUUUUGACAUAUCAUGCGUACAGCUGCAGCAGAAUGAUAUUGAAAGAAAGAAAUAUGAAGAUGACCCACACAGUAUGUGUUUAAAUAUGGAAACAUAAUGUAAGUAUAAUGUUUAUCACAUUGGAUUAAAUCCAAAACAUUUAAAAACUAAUACAUUUAAAUAUACCAGUAUAUAAUUAAAUAAUAGAUUAAAAUCUAUACUAUUUUAUGUAAUUCCCAGCCCCAUGUACAGCCUACGAAAAAUAAGAAAUGUAGAAAUAUAACUAACUACAGCCCUGUGAUAGUCUGGCGACCUGUCCAGAGUGUACCCCGCCUCUCACUUAAUGUCAGCUGGGAUAGACUCCAGCCACCCCACGACCCCUAACAGGAUAAGCGGAAAAUUAACGAAUGAAUGAAUAAUUAACUAUACGAGUGUUCCACAGGGCGUCUCUGUAUGACCCUUUAAACUUAAAGCUGUUAUGACCCACAAAGCUCUCCCUUAGUCUAACAUAAGACCUUACCUGGAAAAAUAAGCUGGUCUGGUUGUUUAAUUUAGUUGACUUUAAAAUGUUUAGCUUCUAAUUAGGAAAAUGAAGGUUAAUAUUUUGUCUUCUGGCAGCUAUAUUUCCUUUCUGUUAACUUUAAGGCCACUUGAAACCCAAAGCUGCUACUCUUACAUGUGUGCAAUGUAACAAUAAUGUUGAUGUCACUCCAUUUUGUUGUUUCACAGAUGUAGUCCCGCACUGACACUAUCCUUGAUAAAAAAAAAAGUUCAUCUUGCCUUCUAAUCAUAAUUUUUAUUUCACUUGCAUGUACUUUAGUUUGAAGGAUCUAAAAGAAGUGAUUCAGAUGAUUUGUUUCAGAUAUCACAUCGAGACAUGCAGGUGCUUUAAAGGAUAAGCUGAUUAUUUUUCCAUAGUGUGUGUAUGUAUGUAUUGUGUGUGUGUGUGUGUGUGUGUGUGUGUGUGUGUGUGUGUGUGUGGUGUGUGUGUGUGUGUGUGUGUUUGUUAUAAACUGUACAGAGAGGCCAGUUCCACUUUAUCAUCCCAUGGUCUGUGCCAUUCAUUCCUCUUUUACCACUUUUGAUCCGAAAUGUAUGUUUCUGUAAUUCCUAACAGCAUAAUAUUCUUUAUCCUAAAAUAUGGUUGAUUCCAGUACAGAGUGGCAUCUCACAUACACAGUCCUAACUUUUGUAUAAUGGAAGGGCCAAAUGGUAUGUUUCUCUCAUCUAUUCAUGUGUCAACGUAUUUUAAUUUUCUGUAUUGCAUGCUAUUCUUUAUUAUGUUAGAGCACAUUUUCUGAACAUUUUCUAAGCUUGACCUGAUUCUCCUGUUGAUAAUUCUCAUGGAUCCAGCAAUAAGAGAGUUGUCACAUUGAAAUCAUAUACAUUUUGAAUUAAAGAGCAUGAGACAUAGAUUAUAUAGGAAAUUAUGUUUCAAAUUACAAUCAGUUUAUUUUAUAUAAAAAUAUACAUAAUAAAUAUCAAUAUAUCAGUGUUAUAGAUAUCACAAAAUCUGCACCUUCAUAUCAUGUAACAUGGGGCCCAGUUCACAAAGCUGAGAAACUCUUGUGUUAGAGUGAUUUUACUUUACAAAUGUCACUGGGCACCACAGCCCCCGCCACCAAAGCUCUGCCCUAUAUUUCAGCACUCUGGGUGUAACAAUCGCAAAAUACAUAAAUUAAUCUAAUGGGGUUGUUUGUUUUUCUUACUUUAAAAAUGCACUGAAUACUAAAUGAUAACGUAACUGUUUUCUUGAACUUCACCUCCGUCUCUAUUUCUGUCAUUUUUACUGUCUAAACAGUAAAACAGGACUUUAAAGAAAUACUUCACCCCACAGAUGACCAUUUGUAUAUCAAUUACUCCCCCUUGCUAUGAGGAAAACUUUGUUUUUCUUGCAUGGAAACUGACUUUGAAGAGAGCAUAAAUAAGUUUCACUUUCAGUCCAGUUUUAAAUACUAAGGUUUUAACAAAAAAUGCACAGGAUUUGCAGUGGACGUGCACUGUAAGAGAGUUUGUGAACAGAUGUUUUGAUGUAGUUUUGCUGUGGUUCAUCACGGCCUCCGUGACUUCUGUUCAUCAAGACUUUUCUCUGGUUUUGGAUUCUUCAUUUAUCCGAGGUAUGCAAGAAAAACAUUUUCUUUACAAAUUCAGUGCAACACAGAGUGAGUAAUUGAUAUACAAAUGAUCAUUUGGGGAGUGAUGUAUUCCUUUAAUGCUCCCUGCCUCGUCUUCCUCACCACAACAACUGUUUUUGCACUUGACACUAAAAUGUUUAAACAUACCAAAAAAACUAAUGUUCUCCUUUCUAAAUACAUACCCUAUGACUAUGGUUACAUGUCGUGUGUGCCAUAAUAAAACAUUACAAGUGU
Molecule: messenger RNA, 5578 nt
Organism: Epinephelus moara (kelp grouper)
Lineage: Eukaryota; Metazoa; Chordata; Actinopteri; Perciformes; Serranidae
Gene: ddhd2
Product: DDHD domain containing 2
Exons: 19
Coding region: 449-2842 (797 amino acids)
Cellular component (GO): COPII-coated ER to Golgi transport vesicle
Molecular function (GO): triacylglycerol lipase activity; metal ion binding; protein binding
Source: RefSeq, a predicted model, not a curated record